Molecule: messenger RNA, 1110 nt
Organism: Cucurbita pepo subsp. pepo (vegetable marrow)
Lineage: Eukaryota; Viridiplantae; Streptophyta; Magnoliopsida; Cucurbitales; Cucurbitaceae
Source: RefSeq, a predicted model, not a curated record
CACUAGCUCCAUACAACUUCCCCACUUACAUUCCAUUACAGUACAUCUCUCUCUCUCUCUCUCGACCAGACUAGUCCCAUCCUCAUCUCAACUUUCAGAUUUUUGUACACAUUCCCAAAAAAAAAAAAAUCUCCACUCUUCCCUCUCUCUCUCUCUCUUGUUCUUAGUUCUCUUGAUCAUUUAGAGCUGACAUAGAGAGAGAAAAAAGAACAAGAAUUUGAUUAAAAGAGCUGUUUUUUUUCCAACAUAUUGUGUGGUGGAAGAGAAGGAUUAAGCAACCUGAGUAAGGAAAUGUCACUGGACAUGAUGGCAUCAGAACGUGUUUGUUAUGUUCACUGCAACUUCUGCAACACCAUUUUAGCGGUUGGAAGUCAUUAAGAGUCACCAUUGAUAAAGAUACAUAAAAAUUUGUCCUCUCAAACUCUCUCCUAUGGACAACCAUCUGUAACCGCGUUUACUAGGGAUAAGGUAAGUGUUCCAUGCAACAGCAUGUUCACACUCGUAACUGUGAGAUGUGGCCAUUGCACAAAUCUACUCUCCGUAAACAUGGGAGCUUCCCUCCAAGUACUUCCUCCUCAAGAGGGUCAUAAGCAGCCGCAACUAACGAGCCCGGAGGAUUCAAGCAAGGACAGAGGCUCAUCAUCUUCAAAAUGCAGCAAAAUUGGGUCACUUGAAUCUGCUGAACGUGACCAACAUAGAAUCCCUCCAAUUCGCCCACCGGAGAAAAGACAGCGAAUUCCUUCUGCAUACAACAGGUUCAUCAAAGCGGAAAUUCAAAGGAUUAAGGCUAACAAUCCUGACAUAAGCCACAGAGAAGCCUUUAGCACAGCAGCUAAAAAUUGGGCACAUUUACCUCACAUCCACUUAGGGCAGAAGCUGGAUGGAAAUAAUAAGCAAAGUAAUUAAGUCCAUUUAAAUCUCCAAUGGGAUUCUGCCACGUGUUAAUUCUAGAUUAUGGUGUAUUAAUUGAUAAAAUUACUAAAUAAAAACACCCUUUUAAUUAGGCUUUUAAAUUUAUGUGUGUAUUUCAUUCCCAUCUCUUCUUGUUCUUUGAACAUGUGAGAUUAACGGUAUUACCUAUUUAUUAUAACGAACUUUUCUUAUUUUUCA